Messenger RNA from Aspergillus campestris IBT 28561, 1354 nucleotides. Its product is annotated as tyrosine--tRNA ligase TYS1. The coding region runs from base 69 to 1232 and encodes 387 amino acids. The record is from RefSeq and is a predicted model, not a curated record. Gene Ontology annotation, biological process: tyrosyl-tRNA aminoacylation. Gene Ontology annotation, molecular function: tyrosine-tRNA ligase activity; ATP binding. NCBI's taxonomy places the organism in Eukaryota, Fungi, Ascomycota, Eurotiomycetes, Eurotiales, Aspergillaceae. The transcript has 4 exons.
UCGCAAACUUGCACCACUUCCCUUAUACUGUCCUAACCUCCUAUACUGGAAAUAUAUCUACCGCAACCAUGGCGACUCUCGACGCGAAGCAAAAGUUUGAUCUGAUCACCGAAAACCUCGCCGAGGUGCUCAAUCCCGAGAUCAUCGAGGGCAUUUUGGCCGAGGGGCGCAGUCUGAAGAUCUACUGGGGCACUGCGCCGACGGGAAAGAUCCACUGCGGUUACUUUGUCCCCGCCAUCAAGAUCGCCCAGUAUCUCGCCGCGGGCUGCAACGUGAAGAUCCUGCUGGCCGACAUCCAUGGAUUCCUAGACAACCUCAAGGCUCCCAUCGAGCUGGUCGAGCUGCGCGCGGAGUACUACCGACGGACGAUAUCGGCUGUGCUCGAGGCCGUAGGAGUGUCGCUGGAGAAGUUGGAGUUCGUCAAGGGGAGCAGCUACCAGAAGAGCCCCGAAUAUAUCAUGGACGUGUACAAGCUGUGCGCCGUGACGUCGGAGCACGACGCGAAGAAGGCCGGUGCGGAGGUUGUCAAGCAGUCGGAUAACUCGCCGCUGAGCGGCUUGCUUUACAGUAUCCUGCAGGUGCUCGACGAGCAGCAUCUCGACGUGGACUGCCAGUUCGGAGGACUGGACCAGCGCAAACUGUUCACGGCUGCCAAGGAGUGGUUGCCGAAGUUGGGAUACAAGGAACGCGCCCAUCUGAUGAACCCGAUGGUUCCUGGCUUGCAGGGUGGCAAGAUGUCUUCGAGCGAGCAGGACAGCAAGAUUGAUCUGUUAGAUACGCCCGAGGUCAUCACCAAGAAGAUUCGCAAGGCCGAGGCAUCCCCCAAGGUGGUGGAAGAGAACGGCGUCCUCGCAUUCGUGGAGUACGUGCUGCUGCCGGCUUCCGAACUGAAGGGACGGCGGGAGUUCCGCGUUGAGCGGGAACGCGACGGCUUGGAGCCGCUGGUCUACACGAGCAUCGAACAGAUGCACGAGGAUUACAGGGCGGAUGUGCUAUCGCCACAACUGCUCAAACCCGCCGUGUCCAAGGCCCUACUGGACCUGCUGGCCCCGAUCCACGCCGCCUACCAGGCGGACGCCGAAUGGCAAGAGAUCACCGACAAGGCGUACCCCAGCACGGAGAAGAAGAAGGUCAAGAAGGUCAAGAACAAGGGCACGCGCUACCCGGGAGCCGGGCAGGAGUCGCAGGGACUGCCCGACCGUACGAAACAGGACGCACCGGUGCAGAACUAGACGGGGACCUUUCUUUCUUCCCGUCGCAGUGCGGGGCUCAUUUAUGCGCGGAACGAUAGAGCGGAUACCUUCGAAACUGGACAUUUGUAGCGUCAGUCAAAAAUACAUUGCAUAGCGAUAUU